GAAAAAAUGCACAUGGGGAUUUUUUUGUUGGGGUAAUCUUACGAAUUAUUUCUUACUAGGACUUGCGCUGAGUUGCUACAUUGAUUCUUUCAAAAACACGUAUUUUCAUCAAAAAGUCGUAGGAUUACACGGAGAUGUACAAAACUGACAAAAGUCAGUGGAAUUGAUGAUUUCACUUGAACUAGCAAAGAACGAAAAGGUAACGGCAUGAAGACGGAGCAGUUGGCCAGGUGCAUUUUUUACAUCUUACUGAUCAUUGUGUGCAGUACCAAACCAGUGUUAAAAUAUAUACCAGUAUCACUUCAGUAUGCCACUGAACAUCUGUCAUGGCACCUUUGGUGCUGUGUUGUGUUAGGCCUAUUGAAAAAAAAUCUCACAAACAAGAUGGAUAUAAAUGUAUGGACCAGUCUUUCGGAAAAUCCUCUUUAUGUGCAGUGAACUGUAACGUUUUUUCCAAUACGAAGAUAAUCAAACAUUUUCACCCUAAGCACAGGAGACAUAAACACUUACACGUUCUAGGAAUUCAUAUUAUUCAAUACAAAAAGGACAUCUCCUUUUCUUUUCAUCGCAAAAAACGACUAAAACCGACCUUUAUGUAGAUAUUCCUCAAAUAUUGUUGGGUCAUUAAGUGGGAUAUUCCAGUAUAAAUAUAAAUAUAUAUAUUAAAAUGGCUAGUUCUGGUGAUAACGUGAACAGUCUUUCACUUAAUUCAUAUUUUGAACGUUUGCAAAAUGGACUUCCAUUUGCUCCUGGUGAAGAAAUGCAGUAUGAAGCGCUGAGGGUCAGUUCGUUUAAAAACUGGCCUGUCACUGCACCCGUGGGAGCAACACGUCUUGCCCGAGCAGGAUUUUAUUAUUCUGGGGAAGGUGACAGGGUCAUUUGUUUCUCUUGCAAUGGACGUUUGCAGAGCUGGAAACCCGGGGACAAUCCAGAGUCGGAACACAGGCGGCAUUUUCCAACAUGCGAUUAUAUCAAAGGGCUGAGCAACAGGAACGUGCCAAUAUUAACAACCCCUGCUCCUGGUGCUGGUCAGGCAGCUUUGGAGGAAGAUAGAGGGGCUGUCGGCGGCAUGUCCUUUACUGUGCAAGGAGGGAGCAAUUCUGAAGACAAAUCUACAAACACAGCACAAAAUAGAGCUGCCCCAGAUGGGGUCAGAACAUCAGUAUACAAUAAUCCGGAGAACAGCAGUAGCGAUUCUUACUACCGCCAAAGCACGUGGGCAAGAUUAGAGACGUUUGUCAAUUGGCCACAUAGCGACAUACACCCGCAGACUGUGGCAGAAGCAGGGUUUGUAUUCACUGGAAGAACAGACACCGUGCGAUGCGUGUUUUGCCAGGGGAAGAUGUGUAACUUUGAAACCGGGGACGACCCAAUGGCUGAACACCGCCGACAUUUUCCACUUUGCAGCUUUGUCAACCAGUCGAAUUUGCAAGAAGAUGGCACCACUGUUAUCGCUAACGAAGCCCUGCUUGCGCUUUCAGAGGAGAGCCCCAUAGUGUUUGAAAGGCCAAAGAACCAACAGUUUGCCAUUGAGGUUAACAGAGUUCAGUCUUUUACCGAUUGGCCAAGAGACAAGUCCCAGACUCCUGCAGAACUGGCACACGCUGGAUUCUUUUAUGCAGGCUACGAUGAUAAAGUUAAGUGCUUUUUCUGCAAUGGAGGGUUAUGUAAUUGGGCACAAGGAGAUGAUCCAUGGGUAGAGCAUGCACGCUGGUUUCCUAAAUGCGGGUUUGUCAAACAGUGUAAAGGCGUAGACUUCAUUAGGGAUAUCCAAGGGAAAGGAAAAUCAUCGCCUACCAAGGGAAUAACCAUGGAAUCUGCCAUGACGUCACCUGCUGUUCGCUCAGUUCUGGGAAUGGGCUUUGAUGUUGCUGUUAUUCGGCAAAUAUUGGAAAAAAUGUUCAAAGAAAAAGGGCCAGAACCUCCCAGCGCUGAAGUCAUAAUAGAAGAACUAUUUGCCCUGGAAGAAAAGGCCAAAAAGGAGGAUAAUCAAAUGGAAGGGACUUCGCAACAGCUCAUCUCUGAUUCCGAGAACCUUGCUGGAAGUGAUAAUGAUAUUGACGAUGGUGAUGACGAAAUAUCAGUAAUGCGUCGUGAAAAUCGAGACCUGAAAGAAAGAAGACGUUGUUUCACCUCGUCCUGUACUGAAGAUGCAACCGUUCUAUUUCUGCCUUGUGCCCAUAUUACUUGCUGCAAAAAUUGCGCUCCAAAUGAAAGGAAUUGCCCACGAUGUUCAAAGAAGAUAGCUGCAACCGUGAAUACGUUUUUUGUGUAGUUUCCAGAUUGCUUAUGAUCAAGUGCGGGUACUGAAUUGAGAUUGUGAAUAAUAAAAAAAAAAACUGAUUUGAGAUUUUAAAUUUAGUUUAAGUGCCAAUUUACGAUUCACCAUAGUGCGGUGUAUUUAACCGAUCGUAUAAGGACUGCAUUUCUGAUCUGUAUUACAUUCUUUAUUUUAUCUUUUAAUCCUAGCAUACAUUAUAUAUUUAAAGACAUUUUAUUGAGUUAACUGCUAUAUUAAGUCACCUGCAGUCCAUUUAGCUCUGGAAAUGAGUUUCGGAUGUCGCUGUUUGACGAACUUGUUCCAUUUCCAUUCUAAAAAAUAUUAGUCAGAGACAAAAAUUAAUUGCAAAAUAUGUUU
This is a messenger RNA of Lingula anatina, 2638 nucleotides long. Its product is annotated as baculoviral IAP repeat-containing protein 7. The record is from RefSeq and is a predicted model, not a curated record. NCBI's taxonomy places the organism in Eukaryota, Metazoa, Brachiopoda, Lingulata, Lingulida, Lingulidae. Gene Ontology annotation, cellular component: cytoplasm; nucleus. Gene Ontology annotation, molecular function: cysteine-type endopeptidase inhibitor activity involved in apoptotic process; ubiquitin protein ligase activity. Gene Ontology annotation, biological process: positive regulation of protein ubiquitination; negative regulation of apoptotic process; regulation of cell cycle.